UGUGUUUUUUAUUUUUUUUGCAACCCCACUUUUCUUUCCUGCGUCCCUGCUGGAGGCUUCACUCCCCCCUCUGCCUUUUGUUUCCGAGGUGGAGCCUGACACCCCGACUUCUCCAAACUGAACUGCCGGCGGAGCAGACGGACAAGAUAGGACUGGGACCAGCAGUCGGUGGCACAGAUCUGGGACGCAGCAGAUCGGGGAGGGACCACAGAGGAGGCUGAAGGAAGAAGAAGGAUUCUGAGGAGCGCUUCGUUCGGUUUUAAUCAUUUAACAAACCGGCUUCGCGAGAAAGAGCUUCAAGAAAGAUGAAUUCUUUCAUCCUGCUGUCGCUUCUUGCCUCGGUUAUCGCCGGAAAGUCACCUCGGCUGAAAUUCGUUGUGCACGAGCCCUCCAGGUUCCACUUCAACAAGCCUGAGAACUACAUCAGCAUGUACCACCAGGAAGGGAGCGACACGCUGUAUGUGGGCGGCCAGGCGAUGAUCUAUGUGUUGACGUUCACUAACAGAGGGGUCCGCGACCUGCAGAUCCCAGCGGCUUCUGACCAGACUGCAAUUGAUACCUGCAAAGCGAAGGCUGCACCACUCGAGCUGGAGUGUGAUAAUUUCAUCACCGUCAUUCAGAAAGUAAACGACACAAUGAUAAUAUGUGGAACAAAUGCAGGGAGCCCCAGGUGCUGGAUGCUGGUGAAUGACACUGUGCUGACUGACGUCCAGGGCAACGGGCAGAUAGCGUCGGCCUCUGAUAUCUCACCACCCUACCCCUCCCAGAGGUCCAUCAGCCUGCCUGCAGAUGGGAGUCUGUAUUCUGCAAUGUCGUCGGUGGCGGGUCACGCCGGCUCCAUCCGCCGUACGUUUGGCUCCCAGAAACUCCUGAAGACGGAGAACAUUUGGCUGCUGAAUCCACAGUUUGCCGGCGCAGCCAUAAUCCCAUCCUCCAUGAAGUACAAAGAGGAGAUCUACUUCUUCUUCAGUGAGAUCAACAAGACAGCCAGAGUGGACGAGGAGCCUUACAGGGCUCGCAUCGGCCGAAUCUGCACGGUGGAUGAAGGGGGCAUCAAAGCCCUGCUGGCAGACUCGUGGACCACCUUCAUGAAGGCGCGGGUGAUGUGUGGUGCAGGAAACACUCAGCAGCAGUACAACAACAUGAAGCAGGCGGUGGUGCUGACAGCGCAGGACAUGAGAGACGGAGUCCUGUAUGGCCUGUUCUCCAACGCAUGGGGCAGAACAGUGAUCUGUGCCUACUCCAUCAAAGAUAUUGACCAGGCUUUCUCCACAUCCAAACUGAAGGGCUACAGCAGUCCAUUCAUCGGCAGUCGCCCCGGGAUGUGUGUCCGCAAAAACUCGACAGCAGGAGGUCACAACGACAUCAAAAACCUCGGGGUGAUCAGAUACCACCCAGAAAUCGAGGACGUGAUCCGGCCCGUCGGUGUGGCGCCGCUCGACCUGCCCACAGAUGACCAGAUCACACACACUGUGGCCGACAUCGUCCUGGCCGUCAACGAUGAGCACUACAGCGUCCUGUACCUCGGAACAGAACAAGGCAAAGUUCUGAAAGUUCUUCACACCAGCGAGGGCGUCUUCAUCAUAUCUCAGUACUCUCUCUUCCACAAUGAGGGCCCCGUUCUAAACAUGGCCAUCGACUCUCCAAAGGGACACCUGUAUGUUGGUACAGCCAUGGAGGUCCAGCGACUGCCGCUGGCUGACUGCAGUCGCUAUGGCGACACAUGCAGGGAGUGCAUCCUUUCCAGGGAUCCGUACUGCGGCUGGGACAGGGCCAGGAGGAAGUGCAUCGCCAUCCCGCCUGGAUACAACGUCACCACUGGGACACUCAUUCAGAAUCUGGACCAUUCAAACUCCUCAGUUUGUGGGGAAGCUGCUGCUCUGAAGCAGCGCCGCACUUUCCCCAGAGAGGUGACGGUGCAGUCCAAUACUUCCAUCUUCCUCCCGUGCCCUGUGCGCUCCUUCCAUGCCACCUACCGCUGGGAAAAAGACAACCGCGUCAAGAACUAUCCUUGCCUCUUCUCUGGGGACUUCUGCAUCCUGGGGCCAGUUGUUGACAUGCCCCUGAAGGAAGGCGUCUUCCGCUGCAUGGCCACCGAGGACGGAUUCAAGGUGGAGAUUAUCUCCUUCAGGCUGGUGAACGACGGCAGGCUCCUGGCCGCCUCCCUGGCCUCCACCUUGGGGCCGUCACUCCUGUUCGCCAUGGCUGCCCUGUGGCUCCAUUAACUGCAGCUACCGCUAAUGCUAACCCUUCAUCCUUACUGGCUCCUGAUGACAGAAAGACGAGGAGCCUCUGUUAGGAGGUCAGGUUCACAGAGCAUUGAAGUACGUGGUUGGGUUGGAUGAUGAAAAUUUACCUUUUUCCAUUUUUAGACAGAAAAUGUGAAUGGAUAAUUUUUUUGCAUAAAGCAACAACCUGCAGCUGCAGCUGUUUAAAUCAGAACCGGAUAAAACAUUCAUAAACAUUCAGACUAAAGUGACGAAGAGUCACUGUCCAUCAAUUGACACGUCUCGUGAGUUUGAUCUUGAUUCAACCAUCUUUAGGUGCUUUGCGAACCUCUCCUCUCUGACUCAAAACAUAUCGUAUGAGUUGGGCAAAAAACACCAAUACCAGGCCAAUUCUUUUUACCAUUUCUCUACUUCUUUUCAAAUUGACUUGACUGUGCUUAUUUGUGAAUAUAUAAACCUUUAAUACCACUCCUCAUCUAAUCAAUCAUCUUGUUAAACUUCAUCGGUAUAGCUCAUUAGUACUUAGAAAAAUGUCUGGUAUUGAGAUUUCAAAAGCCUUAACACUUCUGGGACAUAAACUCCUAAGCACAAUUUUGCAGUCGAGGCAGAAUACUGCAGCCUCGGUUGGACUUGGCGCUAUAAUUAGUGCAGCUGAGUCUAACAACAUCGCUGGGAGGAAGUGUCAGCUUUUUGACAGGAAGUAGGCGGAUGGGCAAGAGCUCAUUCUCGAACAUCACUGUGUCUCAGCACCUCCUCCUCAGACGAGGCAGUUUCUUGCAUCUUUUUAUCAGAUGGUAUCAGACAUCGUUAUUACGCCUUGUUCACAGCUUUGUCCGUUGUUUUUCUUUUUACACGCCAUCGUCUUUCCUCCUCCCCAGAGCAUCAGAAACAAAACUCGCUCUUACAGGAUGUGUAAAACACAACAUCGCCUACAGCUCCUUUGGUAAAGAGGUUAGUUCAUAUCAACAGUGAGGAGCCAAACACCCUCAGAACCUCUCUACACAGUCUUAAACAUUAAAAAUAAAGUAAUUAAAUUCAUCUCAGUCAACAUGAGAGUUUACAAUCCGGAUAUUUUAUGCUCUGUCUUUUAUUGUGAAGAGUCAGAGGUUGAAAGGAAACGGCAGUGACCUUUUCGCUAAUUCUCGGUACGUCAUCGGGGAAAUCCCAAGAGUCCAUCAGUUUUUAGGAAACAGGGCGGAGAGCGCCAACAGGAGCUAAUCUGCUGCAAAUGACAUCCAAUUCUGUCAAACCGACAAUGCGUAAAGAUGUGAACAAGGUGUUGCGUUCUAGCAAUUUCAAUAAACACACACUCAUAUUAUCAUGAGGGCAGAUGAAGCUAAAUGGAACUGCAUAUUAAGCUUGCAUUUUAUAGUUUGCUUGGAGAAAAAAAAGGCUUGUACUUAGAUCUGUGAAAUGUGUUCUGUAUUUUAUGGCUCUGCUGAUUUCUGCCAUCGCUGCCUACGUAUGUGACACUUUGUCCUGAUUGUUUGGGGUUUUUCUGCCAUAGUUAGAAUGUGAUAUGUAACCAUUGACUGCUUUGCCUCUUUCCCCAGGGACAUCAGUGCAAAUAGACGAGAAAAUGGUUCCUUCUGUCAAACUUGUAUCUCUAUGCUGUGAAACAAAAAGGCUCGACAGAUUCCAACACGAUGCUUCACUGAUGGAGCAGCAACCACAACCAGCAGCGAGAGCUUUAACACAUCCACAGCGACACCCUCCAACCUCUCCUCUAAUAACACAAGCUUUAUUAAGACCAAGACGGCAGAUUAACGCUGAGUGUGGAGAGAAAUAAGAGUUGUGACUGUAGCUGCAGCUCCAAAUGCCAAAAAGUGAAGCCAGACCUUCUGAAUACUGAUCAGCUGACUGAAGGAGGAGGCUUGUGUGGUGAUGAAUUAUGCAGCGGAUUAGCAUGUUCUCCAGAGCUUUGAGAAUUAUCAUUCAGUAGUGUUACAUAAAUCUGCCUUCCACAGUGGCAGAGAUGUCAUUAAUAGCUAAUUAGACAAUGGAGCAGGCUCGUCAUGCACCAUAUUAAAGAAUUUAUUUUACACCGUCAGGGAUAUGAGCAGCGAGAGUGUGCUCAGCUGUGGAAAUGUUGAGGUGGUGUCGUGUUUCUCACUCAGCUCGGUUGUGUGUUGCUGCUCGGGGAUCUGCUUGCUUUCUUCAUUGCACUGACGCGAGCUACUGACUGUGCCAAGUAAAGAAAACAUGACGAAACAAAGCCAUGUCGAGCCAGCUCAUCCUCCCGACGCUUCUUCUUAUCUUCAUUCAUAAAAUCCCUUCGCUUCUUACCUGGCGUAACAGUUGGUCCCAGAUAGACUCUGAGCGUGUGUCGUCUUCCCCACAAACAAAGCGCAGGUCUAACAUACAUUUAAUCGUCUUUGUGUCGUCACCAGGGUGGGAAAUUAACAUCAGCCACCAGCCAAGUGCUGGUGGAGUAGAGGCUGCUGCCAGAGACCUUUGGUGGGAAACUAACUCAACAUGCACAGACAUGCUGAACUCAUUCUCAUCUAUAACCUCCUCUAUGCUGUAGAACUGUAACCACUGUGUUUGUGUGGCUGAGAUGAGAGGACAUGCUUUCUAAUGCUAAUCAGGCAACCACACCAGCGCUGCGUCCAGAGUCACCAGCCUGUCCUCGCUCCCAACUCGUUAAGCACUGCAGCUAUGUCAGUGGACGUCAGCGUCAGACACUGAUGCACAGAGGCACUCCUCGCCACAGUAUUACAGGCACCAGGUGGUGACUUUGUAAUUCCACUGCCAACUACCGGAGUAUCAAGACAGACUGUUCACACUGGGCGGGUGGGAGUUGAGGUAGGAUCAAACAAACUUUCACUCGGGAGCCCGUCGUUGGUCCCUGUUUUAAAACCAGAAGUGAACUGAGUUACACAAAUGACAAUGUAGUGUGCUAGUGUGUGUAGCGUGCUGUGCUGUCAAAUGACGUAUGUCAUGUUACGCUACAAUCGUACCAAAUACCAUUAUUUUAGGCCAAACCAUGAUGUUUUUUUCUCAAGCUAACCAGGAGCUUUUGUUGCCCCAAACUUAAGUUUUUUACCUACUUUGUAAGUUUAUUUUGAAAAGACAGGAUGGAUCUAACAAGCAGACGCUGUACAUUUCCUGUUUAAAUAGCAGUUUAUUUUGAAAAGAACCAACGCAUGGAACAAGCAUAAAUUGACACGCCAUCUCUGAAUGUCCUAAACUGACGCAGGAGGAUAUCUAGUGCGUCAUAUUUUGCCAUGUAGGUUCACUGACAAAGUUUUGACCAUGCAUUACUCACCCAAUGUGUGUCACCAUGUAACUCUCUCAGAGCCUCUUUGCUGGUUGGAGACACAUAAUUACCAUGGUAACCCGUGCCAACCUCAAAGUGAAAUCUUACAAUUACGCUUACAUUGAAGUGGUAUUGAUGUUGUUGAGCUUCUCAGUCGCUGUCUGCUAAACUGUGUCAUCUACUGCACUGCGUUGUGGGAUAUUUAUGCAGGCACAGCGUCCAGUGUUUGCUUUGUAAUAUUUUACCAGAUACAUUAAGCAGACACGUACACGUGCUUCAUACUAAGGUUCUGGACAUAGUAAAAAAAUCUCUCUUGCUCUUUGAGUGCAUAAAACAUCACGUUGCUACGGAAACCCCACUGGUAUCAUAAGCCUCGUCACUGUGUCCCCAGUCCAUGCAAUGUUCUUGCAGAGACUGUGUUCAGCAGAAAAAUGUCAUUAUGAGGGACCUCUCGGGGUCAAAGGUGAAAGAUAAUAUGACUGCUGCAAACUCUGUAAGGGGCCACAGCUGGUGGUUGGUUGGACAGCGAACAAAAUAUGUGAUGUUGAGAUGAAGAGUUUCACAUCCCGUCACCUGCCAUCAGUGCUGGUCAAGGUUACGGAAAGAUCAACCCAAUCACCAGAAAAAAUGUUGGCAUUUUCUUCAAACCACAGAUACGUUAGAUUUGCACAUUAUUAUGUCACAGAUACUUUGAAACUUAAUGUUUCAACACAGCUGUGGUUAGUGUGUGGUCAUGUUUAGGCACAGAACCACCUGGUUAUUGGUCAUCUCAAAGAACACGUAUGUUUGAGGGCUUAAAAGCCGCAGGAAAAGCAAUGACUCGCUAAAAACCACUGGUGUUGUUUUUAUUUGGAUUUGAAAAGUGAUCCGCAGCCUGUCAGGCGUUCUUCCUGUGUGACACACCAUCCACCAUCCCCUCCACCGCCUGAUGCAACCCGCUCUCAUCCCAGCUGGUUAAAUAUUGCUGCUUUGUGCCGUUAAUGUAUACGUACAGUAUGACGUGCUACGUAUCCUAUGGAGUUUGUUGUUGACGUUCUGGGGUGACACGUCAGUUCAGGCCUGUUAAAUGCAUUGCAUCUUUUCUAAACACACUUCUGUUUUCACAAGAAAUGUACAGUUUCUCCUCGUUAGAUGCAGACAGUCUUUUCCAAAUCAACGUCAGUAAAACACCUCAUAUUUAUGUUUAUUUCCUUGUGCAACAAAAGCGCGUGGAUAGGUUUAGAAAAAAACCAUCAUGGUUUGGCUCUAACUUCAUAUGGGAAGUGAACAGCAGGCGCCAAGGGUUUGUUGGACCCAUCCACCUCCACGCCCCACCCCGCCCCGCCCGUUAGGGGCCUCCCAGCUCUUCUUAGUACAUCGUUACCUGACACUGUCCAGUGGUGUAUCUUCUGUAUAAACUUCUGUGACAGGUGCUGUCUGGUCACGUUAUUAGCUGAUGGUGCCUGUCUGUGUCUCAUACUACUAAGAAAGGUUCUGUCCAGCCGUGUUACAAACUGACGCCACCCAGUGGCAUGUCAUACUGCCGCAGAGGGUGGGUUUUGGUGUCGGUGUCUGACGUGGAAAUCACUGAGAACAGUGAGAACAGACUCCCUGGUGACAAAGUCAGCUCAUAUACUGGAUCAGGAAAGAAAUGUUAAUAUGAUACGUACGACACAUGCACAUGUAUCUUAUCCGUGAUUUGCAGGAACGUACAUAUUUUCCUCUGGGCUGGGAAAGAUCACAGCCAUGUUUUAAAUAAACCAAAUAUGUUCAUUAGCCUCAACGUGACUCGAGCUGAGGGACAGAGGUGACAGACUCUCUUAUUCCUGUCAAAUACACUCACAUGUGCGUGUAUUCAUGUGGCCGAGCAGCGUCUGUGUUACAGUGUGGAUUUGGGACACACAGUGGAGUGUGUUCUCUCAGCAGCAGAGCUGAUCUUGUGUCACAGUGUUAAACGUGCUCAGACAGUUGUUGCUGCGCAGAGCUGAUUGUAUUUCCUCUCCUCAUGAGGAGCAGUGGUGCUCCUCAGGCAGGUGGAAUCAGGCUUUCAUCAUUCAACAAUUCAGCCAGUCAUCAUCCUCAGCCCCACAAGGCUUUGCUUUAGUAUCAACACUUCCCCAGCUAAUGCGUGGAAGCAAGAUUUAUAGCAUUUAAAGCAUUUACCAACACUCGGUGUCAAAUACAAAUCUCCUCCAUGUUCAAGCCCUUGCUUUGAUAUGGAUAUCCACACGGCUGCUUUAUCAAAAUUCAGUUAUCACUCAGUCACAUCCGUCAUCGUCAGCCCGUCCGAUAAAGGCUAAUCUCCUUCAAAGCAAGCUCUUGAUUUGCCUUCAGGAAACCAAUUUAAUGGAUUGCGCUGUCUGCUGUAAACCAAUCGACACGGAGAGAGGCGGGUCGCUGUUUUGUUUGCUCUGGGGUUUUUGAGUGUCAAGUACUGUACAUGAUGUGUGCCCACGAUUCUGUGUCUUGAUAUAUCUAAUUUUAAAAGUAACAUGCCAAACUCUAUUAUUAAAAAAGAGAUAUUUAUAUUGGUGCCAUGCCAGUCGAAUGCCAUCUCAUAACAUGUAUUUUUAAAAAAACAGAUAUCUAUAGUGCAAUAGAUAUUCAUGUAACAAAUCCAUAUUGACAUGUGUUUCCCUGAACAUGUGCGGUGAAAAUUAAUAAAAUAUAAGUAUAAAGAAA
Molecule: messenger RNA, 8148 nt
Organism: Epinephelus fuscoguttatus (brown-marbled grouper)
Lineage: Eukaryota; Metazoa; Chordata; Actinopteri; Perciformes; Serranidae
Exons: 14
Coding region: 306-2225 (639 amino acids)
Biological process (GO): neural crest cell migration; semaphorin-plexin signaling pathway; negative regulation of axon extension involved in axon guidance
Molecular function (GO): chemorepellent activity; semaphorin receptor binding
Source: RefSeq, a predicted model, not a curated record